AGUGGUGGAGAGGUGGAGUGGGGAGGAAGAGCAAGAGCCGAGUGAAGGCAACAUCAGGGAAGGGGCAACACCCGUAUCACCACCCAUAUUCCAGCCACACCACCAUGGCGGACCCGGAGACACAACCACAGCCUGAAGAACAACCUAAGGCACCUGCAAAAGAAAAAGAAGUCCUUGCCACCAAGGUAACCGGUACUGUGAAAUGGUUCAACGUAAAGAGUGGCUACGGCUUCAUCAACAGGCAUGACACCAAGGAGGAUGUGUUUGUCCACCAGUCUGCCAUAACAAAAAACAACCCACGGAAGUACGUGCGGUCAGUAGGCGACGGUGAAGAAGUGGAAUUUGAUGUAGUAGUCGGCGAGAAAGGCAAUGAAGCCGCCAACGUCACUGGCCCAGGUGGCGAAGCAGUCAAGGGGUCCCCCUAUGCUGCUGAUCGUCGUAGGGGCUACCGCCGCCGCUACUACCGCCGAGCAGCCCCAGGCGAGGAAGGGGAGGUGGUUGAGGAAGCAGGAGACUAUGUACCAACCAUGAGGGGCAGGGGUCGCGGUGGGUACAGGGGCCGUGGCCCCCGCCGCUUCUACCGCGGCCGCUUCUUUGGGCGUGGACGUGGCCGAGGGGCAGGAGGGCGAGGUGCAUUUUACCCUGGGUUCAAUGACUAUGAGGGAGGAGAGGUAGCUGAGGUAGUGGAUGGCAUGUCCAUGAGAGGACGCGGAAGAGGCCGUGGGCGCGUGAGGGGCAGGGGUGGACGUGGCCCCCGUGGCUACUUCCGCCGAUACUACGGAGGCGGGGCAGCCCGCCCUCAGUAUGACCAGAUGGUGACUCCAGAUGAUGCCCCGCGGCGUAGGUUCCGCAGGGCUGGGCGUGGUCGGGGCCGUGGGGGCCGCUACAAUGGCACACCAGAAACCAGGACGUCGGAAACGCAGACACAGGUAGCAGCUGAGGGACAGAAGCCUGAAGUGUCAACAGAAGACCGUAAAGAAAUGACAGUACCAGAUGGAGAGCAGCAUGAAGCUCAAACUCAAGUGGUGGGAGAAGCACCGCAGUCUGGACAGGAAGGUCAGGCACCUGCUGCACCCCAGCCUCAGCAGCCAGUGGAAAAUACUACUGCUGAAAGCUCAGCAUAAGUCAUUACCCAGUCUCUUCCCUCAAGUCAUGCCACCAAAGCUAAGAAGCCCUGUUUGAAAGGUAGUUGUAAUCUUAGAAUGGGACAGACUGGUGUUGAAGAUAGAUUACAUCUACUUUAAAAUGGGUCAGUAAUAUAAGGGUGGGUCAGGUCCCUAUUGGGUCAAGCCCCUCUCCCCCCUGCCCAAACAAGCCCAGCAGGGAUCUGACCCACUGCCAGGGACCCCCAGUGGCAAACAAACCACCGAGACGGAAGAAAGGGACUUGAGUAAUACAGAGUAGCAGCUGAUAGCCAACCUGUUGCUGCUCCCGGUUACCAGAAAGUCGGCUCUAACCACACAAUGAAAGAUAUACACGCUUGUCCUCGCUCCGGGUCCGGUAAUAAAGAGGUCACAGUGCAGAACAGAAACACCCACGGUUAAGGGUUGGAGUCACCGUAAAGAUGGCCCUUUCUUUGUCACGCAACACCACUGAUGACGCCAUGCAACCAGUACUAAGAAAUGUUUAGUCUGUGGGUGGGGAACGAAGCACCGUUAACUAACAUAAAAUUCCUGUAUGAUUACAAUGGGUGGUAAAAAUACAUAAAUAUAAGAGUAAGUAACUUACAGCAGAUUCAUCAUGAAGAAUUCUCUUAAUUGUUCCAUGUCCAUGGUGCUGAGGUGUGUUUGUUGCUGGCGGGGUUCCACCAAAAAAAGUGUAAAAUCACAAGAAUUAAACCUCGUGCACAUGUUUAAUCAUGAAAUCAGCCCUUGAGUAGGCCCUACAGCCAGCCUGGGAUGCUACAGUGCUGCCAGUCAACCAGAUAACCCCUGUUGUUAAAUUGCAUUCUAUGGUUUUAUUGGAAUUUUGUCUUGCUGGCAGGUGUGAAUGUAGGAAUUCCUGUAUUGUCCAUGUCCUGAGGUAAAUGUUUUGGGGUGCAUCAAAUGGAUUUCCACAAAUGUCUUUAAAAAGUUGACUACCAGCUUGUCAUAGCAUGGUAUGGGCAAUAGCAGAUGGAAAUUGUUUUUCUUGUUUUACUCAUUGAACUUUUUAAGUCAUUGGCAGUUAUUUUUGGAAGACCCUAUUUUGACACUUUUUCUACAUAAAUUUUGUAGGAAAUUAUUGUGCCACAAAACAUGUGCAUUUGCAAUAAACCAAUAAAAUCCAUAAAAAUUUGAA
Messenger RNA from Portunus trituberculatus (swimming crab), 2280 nucleotides. Its product is annotated as Y-box factor homolog. Lineage: Eukaryota; Metazoa; Arthropoda; Malacostraca; Decapoda; Portunidae. Gene Ontology annotation, molecular function: nucleic acid binding. Gene Ontology annotation, biological process: regulation of gene expression. The record is from RefSeq and is a predicted model, not a curated record. Gene Ontology annotation, cellular component: nucleus. Bases 105 to 1124 code for a protein of 339 amino acids. The transcript is spliced from 6 exons.